AUUACCACCUGGUUAACACCAUAAAGUAUAAGAAAAUCAUAUAUAUUAUCCAUCUCUAUCUGUUUGUGCUGUAAAGGGUAAUAAUAAAACGUGUUUUAGCUGUUUCCAGAAGAACUGGCAUCAGACCGAUUGCGAUGUAGCUUUCCGUGAAAAAAGAGGUGUUGUAGGGGCGAUUGUUGCACUGGCUCCAAUAGUUUUUGAAGGGAUUAAACUGAUUUGCUCUUUUUUUUGUAAAAAAGACAGCCCCCCUCCGCCACCACCUAAGCCUCCAACGAUGACGUGUCCAGAUAUACCAACAGAAUAUUAUGUGGCCGCCGGGGAAGACAGUGCUGUUGUAUCCUGGACUGAACCAUCAGCUGUAAAUGGAGACGGACAGAGCAUACCGGUUAAAAGUUCGGGUGGCAUGAGUGGCUCAAGAUUUGAUCCUGGUCAACACACCAUUAUAUUUUCUGCCACAGAUGCUAAUGGAUAUCAAGUAAAUUGUUUCGUAAGAUUUGAAGUUAAAGUGAAGAUUUGUGCGUAUAUCCAAUUUCCUGAUCACGGUAGAAAAGAAUGUAAUACAUAUGUUGUACGAUCAGGAGGACACUGUACGUUUACAUGUAAUGCUGGUUACAAGUUAGUAGGACAGCCUAUAUUACAAUGUACUGAUGAUGAGACUUAUGACCACGAACCACCAACAUGCGAACCUGAAGAUUGUGGUACUUUGGCGACACCGGCUAAUGCUAAUCCAUUUGAGUGUCCAGAUGGUACCAACUAUCAAGAUACAUGUUCAUUAACCUGUGAUACUGGAUAUCGUCUUACUCUAGCAUCGUAUAGUAUAUGUAGAGCAGAUGGGCAGUGGCAGAAACCAUUACCGGAAUGUCAAGAUAAUUCUGCUCCUGUAUUUGACAACUGUCCACCGACCAUUACAGCUUACGCUGACCAAGGACAAACGUUUGCUACUGUUACUUGGCAAGAACCGACAGCUUCUGACAAUUCAGGACCAAUUGUACCCUCUCUGGAGCAAGGUCUACCUUCUGGAUCCGCUUUUGGAAUUGGAGCACACACCAUCAAAUAUGUCGCUAGAGAUUCAGACAGCAAUGAAGCCUAUUGUUUUUUUGCCAUAUCUGUUCAAAUGAUCCGAUGUAACAUACCUACCUAUGACGAUGACAACAUGGAUAUCAACUGUCCUGAAUAUAACUAUGGUGCACAGUGCACCAUUAGUUGUCGAUUCGGUUUGCCUCUAGAAGGACCAAAAGUCAUUACCUGUGAUAAAAAUGACACAAUACCUCCGAAGGGUUACUGGAACCAUGGGACGGGACCAGUUCCUCACUGCAAAGAAACCAAAUGUCCAAAGUUGAAUGCUCCUAUAAACGGAGCUCUGGCCUGUGCUGAUUGGCUAGUGGGAUCCUUCUGUAAUAUGAUGUGUAAUGAUAAGUUUGAUAUACCCAGAACUGUUACAUCAAGCCCAAACUUUCUGUGUAAUUGGAACAAAGGAACUUGGAGUACAACUGAUGUUCCAGACUGUACAGAAAGCAAACACCCAACACGGAUGGUAUUACCCUCAGAACUCUAUUAUUAUGGUGGUGACUGUUCAAGUGCUGCUUCCCAAGCGCAAAUCAAACAAAACUUCAUACAAUAUAUGACAACAUCCCAAUGGAAAGACCAAUGUCUUCAAGAUACAGAAUGUAAAAUAGAGAAUGUGAAAGUUGAAUGCGGUGCAACAACCAGACGAAAACGGUCACCGCAUCCUUGGUCAAGAGCAACACGAGUGAAACGCUCAACUGAACCAGGGACAGCUACCAUUUCCUGGAAAUUUGUCAUUGGAUUUGCUGUCGAUUCGAACUCCACGCUUGAAUCGUCCAGACAAACCCACGAUACAGCACUUAUGGAUAUGGCGUACAGUGUCGAAAGUGAUAUGAAAGCCGGCAAGUUAAACAACAUUGCUCCCGGUUUUACCCUUAAAGACCCUUCUAUGUUUAUUGAUUGGACAGAUUUUGAAUGUAAAUCCGGACAAGUUGCUAAAUACGCCACCGUUAGCUGCCAUGGAUGUCCAACAGGUACACGAUAUGAUGAUGUUAGUGAUGAUUGUGUUAAAUGUGAUAUAGGAACAUAUCAAGAUGUUGAUAGUUCUACUACAUGUAUACCGUGUCCUCCUGGUACAACCACAAUCACUACGGGUGCUAGAAAUAUCACUUACUGUAAAGGUAUUUGUUCUGCUGGAAGUGUAUCGCCAACUGGUGUUGAACCAUGUGCUGAAUGCCAUGCUGGUUAUUAUCAACCGGAUAAUGGUAAAAUUUCUUGUAUAGCUUGUCCAGUUGAUUCAUCCAGCAACCCGGGAGCCAGUUCUAUCACAGACUGUGCAGAAUAUGAUGUUCUUAUAGAAGGUGCCAACGAGCUGCAAACAACUAAGAUUGGCACUAAUAUUAGUGAUUUUACUCUAUUGCUAUGGUUUCAAAUCACCAAGGCUUCUGAUAAUGGUGUUUUAUUGUCGUUCAAUAAAGAAGAUCUUGGGGACCGCCUUGUGUUAUCUUUGGGAAACAAGUUGGUGGUUUCUGUUGCCGGGUCUCAGGAUUUCACGUUGCCUUUAUCCACUAAAUGGAACCAUGUUGCUGUUGUGUGGACUCAAAAUACCAAGCAAAUAUUAGUGUAUGUUGGUGGCACGUUACUACAAACUCAGAAUAUUUCAUCUAUUUCUUCCUUGUUAGUACCUCACGGUACCAAGUUGACCUUACAGGUUCAGUCAAAUGAUAGUAUACAGUUCCGAGCAUUAGAUAUUUUACAUGGUGGUAUCUCUUCUUCACAAAUCUCACAGCUAGCUGCCCAAUGUUCAUCCAUCGAGUCCGAAGCUAUAUUUAAUUUAAAAGGAAUUCAGACAUCUUUAAGUGGGAUUGAUCUUGUUCUACCCAGCACAUGUGAUGCAUUUGAUGAGUGUGAAAGUUCACCGUGUGGCAGACAUAUUUGUCAUAAUCUAGCAGGUGGGUUCCGUUGUGAAUGUCGUGACGGAUAUAAUGGUGCUACAUGUUCCCAGGCUCCAAACUAUUGUCAGCAAAAUUACUGUCUAAACGGUGCUACCUGUACGUACAAUAGUCCUUCCAACUAUUCUUGCCACUGUACUGAAGAUUUUAGAGGAUCGAGGUGUGAAAUCCCAAUUGUACACGGGGGAUGGAGUGCAUGGGAUCCAUGGGGGGAGUGUAGUGUUACAUGUGGAAGCGGCACUAUAUCACAUACUCGUACUUGUGAUAACCCACCACCAGAUGCUUAUGGUAAAAACUGUGAAGGUUCCAAUAAAAAUAUUGAUAUUUGUCACAGACCUCCAUGCCCUGUAUGUUCAACAGAUGAUAUCCUUUUGGCACCAUACGUAAGUAUUAAUUGUUCUUCUGUUGGUACCAACAAGUUACAGUGUCAUUUAUUAUGUAAUGAUGGCGCGGUCUUCCUGGAAGAACCAAUUGUCUAUACCUGUGAGGAAGGAGUGUGGAGUCCUGGAAUAGUUACUAAACCUUGUACCAAAAUUGUAUCUCCCAGAAAAUUGGAAAUAUCCAAUCGAGUCACAUACAAUUAUACUGACUGCUACAAACUAGAAGUAGAUACAUUUAUUUAUAACAUCCAAAAUGAAGUGGAUUGUAUUAAAGAUGGCAGCUGUAAUUAUGACAUAAUAUUACCCAAGUGCCAAGUCAAUCAUAGAAUUAGACGUAACACUAUUGAUGGUGUUGUUAUUGAAGUCAAACUUUGGAGAGAUCUACCCGAGAGUGAACUUGAUAUCACCAGUUUAAGUCAAAAUAAUACAGUAACUGGACAGCUGAAAGUUGUAACUGAUAUAUUGUUAGAAUUAGAGAGUUCUGGUAAUAAAUUAAAGAAUAAUAUUAGCCUGGUAGUUGGUAAUGGUGAUGGUAAUUAUAUUGAACCAGCGACUGUGGAUGUAACGGGGUCUGUAAUAUGUCCCGUUGGUUCUGUUACAACCCAUGGUAUAUGUGUAAUUUGCCCAGUUGGAACUUCUGCUGUUGAUAACAAGUGUGUCAAGUGCAGUAAAGGAUUUUAUCAAGACGUCGCUGGACAAACAAGUUGUAAAUCAUGUCCAGUUGGCUAUAUCACCGAAUACGCAGGAACCAUAGCAAGCGCCAUGUGUUCUGUGAAAAUAAAUGCAGUAUAAAAUGAUUACGAAGACGAACAGUAUGGAAAAUCACAAUUUUAAAUCAUGACAAAUAAUUUUAUAUCUAUAUAUUUACAAUUAUAUAUAUUUACAAUAUCCCAAAUAACCAGGACCAGACAGGCCUUACUAAUCAUAAAUUGAUUUUCAUGAAUUUAGGGUAUAUUACAUCGGGUUUGAUUUAUCUUAAUAGUGAAAAAGUUAGUUCCUAAAUAUACCCCCCGGCAUGUAACACCCAUUUGGCCCUAAUUUAUUUAAAAUUUUAUUUUCAUUUAUUCUCCCAGGUCAUAAAGUGUCCAGCACCAUACAAAAAAUAAUCCUACGCUCGUUUGAUUUGCGUCGUGCUUUCUAAAUAUAAUUACAAGUUACCGACUUCAAAAUAUCACUUGCCAGAUGACAAAAUGUGUUGAAAACAAGACCCAUAGGUCGUUUGGUUUUUAUUUUGUUUAAUUCGAUCAGUGAUUUAAUAUACUAUUAAAAUAGCCUUUUUAUAUUUUUUUGAUUUUUCUAGAUGUGAAUAUUAAUCUGUUUUUAUAUUUAAAUUAAAGCAAAUUAGAACAUAAAAAGGUUUUAUUAUA
Molecule: messenger RNA, 4704 nt
Organism: Patella vulgata (common limpet)
Lineage: Eukaryota; Metazoa; Mollusca; Gastropoda; Patellidae
Product: sushi, von Willebrand factor type A, EGF and pentraxin domain-containing protein 1
Exons: 23
Coding region: 275-4129 (1284 amino acids)
Molecular function (GO): calcium ion binding
Source: RefSeq, a predicted model, not a curated record